CCUCUUUCGGUCGACAAUUGAAUGUGAGCCGAGCCUUUCACUCCCGCCCAGAGAGCAUCCUUCUGGUCAUGCUGACAUCAUCCCGGCGAAAAAAAGAUUUAUGGCUUCACCAGACAGUUCCCGGGCAGGCAAUUCAAAGAUUCAGGAGGCAUGAUAUCCGAUGCGUCCGUCUGGGCACAUCCGAUCCUCCAUCGUCUGUCAAGCCGCGAGGACAUUGCAUCGAUCAAGCGACGAGCUACGCCCAAGCUUUUCCGCACGCGUCGAUUGGCGAACGGUCAGAUCGUCCGGACCCGAGCUGGACCAGCUGUAGAAGCCAAAUUCAGGGAGGUUAGAGAAUCGAUAGCUGAGUCUCGACGUCGACGAGGCUCUCUCGCUUCCAUUCGAAAUCCUUCGCCCAGUGAAGAUGAAAUGGAUCACGAUGAGAGACGCCACAUUCCUGAGGAGAUGAUGAGUGAGAAUGCACCUCCAACUCCUCCGAAUAUGGGCAAUCAUACCUCUUUCUCAUCGAUGACGCCAGCUGUGCCGAGAGUGCGGCACUCGUCAGGAAGCCUGUCUGACAAUCGAUCUCGACUGGCGGACAUACAAGAAGGCAAGGUUGCUGACGAUGUCACAAGCUCGUAUUGUUCUCACAGGCUCUCUCACGCGAGUCUGGCUGGCGGCUUACCCAUGACACCCGUGACGGCUAGUUCACACGCUCCAGGCCUCGAUAUGGACCAUCAAGAUACCCAAAGAACACGUCGUACCAUGUCGAACGUGAGCAUGAAUGGUGCUCAACUUUCCUCAAGAUGUCAAAGUUCCCAGAUGGCAACGGAUCUCCUGACACCUAUGAUCUCGAUGUCGUCACCAAGAACAGCGACCGACCGACAGCUUCAGUCUUGCCCCGCUUCCAUCCACACAACUCCCAUCCCUGCGCACGUCUCCCUUGGUCAAGCUCGGGUCUCUCAGCUCGCUCCCAUACAGCCGUCUCCCUUUAGCAUGCCAGUAGGGAAUCAACCGAUCACUGAUAUCACAAGGUCAGGACUCAUUCACAUUGACACUGCUGAAAUGCAAGUCGGCACGAAUGAAGGACCUCCAAUGCUGGACACUGGCUUCCAUAUGCACAUGUCCCCCGACAAUCGGAAUGAAUCAGGGUUCAAUCCGACGACGUGGUCUGCUGAUGUAUAUCAAACCUCAGCUACUAAUUCGCAGGCUCAAUGCAUCUUCCAGGAUCCAUGGUCUGGUCUUGGUAGUUCCUCACCAUCCCGAAUGAUGGCAUCAGUGGAGCCUACAAGUCUUAUAGGUCAAGAGCAGGUAGAAGCCUCUCCCGCCAUAUGGACAUCUACGUCCAUCCCACAGUCCGCACAGGAUUACACUCCUAGAAGUUCAGUAUACGACGUCAACAUACCACUGACCAUUGAUCCUCGCUGGGUCAGUCCUAGGGGCUCUAUGCCAUCUACACCUGCGGAAACUCCUGGACAGCUCUCAUCCGGCUCCAUGGAGCUCAAGAUGCCAGUGUAUACAUCCCCCGUCGAUGCCAUCCAUCCGAAUGGUCAGUCGUUCGAGAUCGACGACUCGCUCGUCAUGGUACAGACAGAAGAUGGCAACUAUCAAUACCAAUUUUCGUCGCGGCAGGAUGGUACUGGACAUGCUAUUCAGCCGCUGCGCGCUCAACAAGCGCGUCUGGCCACUCAGAGCUAUCCUCCCGGCCAGGCGGCAAGGAAGAGGAUGGGCGCCACUUCCACAAUCUCGCUCUUUGCGUGAAGCGCUGACAACCAUGACUGCGAAUAUAAGGGUA
Molecule: messenger RNA, 1774 nt
Organism: Kockovaella imperatae
Lineage: Eukaryota; Fungi; Basidiomycota; Tremellomycetes; Tremellales; Cuniculitremaceae
Exons: 2
Coding region: 151-1740 (529 amino acids)
Source: RefSeq, a predicted model, not a curated record